CCAGUGAAGCCCUCCAGUGUCUUCUUUUCUUCAUUUUUCCAGUAUCAUUUCCUAACGGCUGAAUGGAAGUGCUGGAGCGCGGUGAGGGUUGGGGUGGUAGCCGGGUUGUGGAGUUGAGAGGCUCUUCUAGCUCUGGAGCUCAGCGGGCUGUAGGUAUCGCGGAGCCAUGGAGGAGAGCUCUCAGCGCGGCCACUGACAGGAUGGCCACCCGGACCGCCGGAGGAAUCCCCGCGGUGCUCUCUCUGUGCUGGUUUUUGCUUCAUGUUCUGGGAGACGUUACACGGCAAGAUGGCUACUUGAAUUCUCUACAGAGUCCAGGCCCUCUGUCCUGCUCUGAGGGCUUCACAGAGCUCGGUUAUUACAAUGGCUCUGUGUCACAGACAGAAUCAGGCUUUCCCUGUUUGAAAUGGACUGAAUUCCCCGACUAUAUGCUGCAGUACCCAAACAGAGGGCUGGGCCAUCACAGCUACUGUAGAAACCCUGACCGUGAGGCGAACCCAUGGUGCUUCUUUAGGCAACGCUCUGGAGCUAUUGGCUGGGCCUACUGCGACUGCCACCAAGGUGCAGCCAGGCUUAUGGGAGGCCCAUCCAACAAGAGCGGUCGGCUGGAAGUUUAUCUGAACGGUCAAUGGGGGGCAGUGUGUGACACACACCUGACUGACCGAGACGCAAGUGUCAUCUGCCGGCAACUUGGGCUGGGAGAAAUCGGCACUGCCCUCCAGCACUCCUACUUUGGGCCUGGUUCUGGACUCUUCCAUUACGAACGCCUCGGCUGCUGUGGCAUUGAGAACUCGCUGGUAGAGUGCAGAAACAGGAAGUUUGUCUCCGGCGAUUGUAACCAUGGAAACGAAGCUGGAGUGGUGUGUGCAGCACCUGAAGGCAAUGGCACCCCCUUGAGGCUGGUGGGAGGUUUGGAAGAAUUUGAGGGGCGAGUGGAGGUGUAUCAUAAGGGCAAAUGGGGCACUAUCUGUGAUGACCAAUGGGAUGAUAUUGAUGCAGAGGUAGUCUGUAGACAGCUGGGUCUUGGGGGUGUGCCGAAAGCAUGGAUGUGGUCUCAUUUCGGCCAGGGCUCUGGGCCCAUCCUGCUGGACGGGGUACAGUGCACAGGAAAUGAGCUUUCUCUGGAGGAGUGUCCUCACAUGCCCUGGGGCCAGCACAACUGUGACCACAUGGAGGACGCAGGCGUGUCCUGCAACCCAUACACAGAUGGUGUGCUGCGUCUGGUGGGAGCAGAUGGACCGUGGGAGGGACGCCUGGAAGUGUAUCACUCUGAAGAGUGGGGCACAGUGUGUGAUGACAACUGGACUGAGCGCCAUGCCCAAGUGGUGUGUCGGCAACUUGGAUUCAGCAGAGGGCGAGCUGAGGUAGCUCCAGAUGGUGCAUAUGGAGAGGGCACAGGGCUGAUCCUGCUGGAUGAAGUGAAGUGUGAGGGGGGCGAGAGCUCCCUGCUGGAGUGUGAGCAUGCAGAGUGGGGGCGUCAUGACUGCUCUCACAGUGAAGAUGUGGGCGUACGCUGCGAGAGAGCGGUCGACACCAAUGACAUUCCUGCAGUUCCUCCGGUCUCAGGCCCUCUGGUGAGACUAGUGUCUGGAGAGAGUCGUAAAGAAGGCAGAGUUGAAGUCUUCCUUAAUGGCCAGUGGGGCAGUGUGUGUGAUGAUGGCUGGAAUGACAUCAAUGCUGGAGUGGUCUGCAGGCAGCUGGGCUUUAUUGGAGUGUCUAAGGCACGCUCCAUGGCCUAUUUUGGAGAGGGCCAGGGACCGAUCCACCUGGACAAUGUGAGGUGUGUGGGCACAGAGUCAUCCCUGGGUGAGUGUCCAGCUGAUGGGCCAGGCACGCAUGACUGCAGACACAGUGAGGAUGCAGGGGUCAUCUGCGAUUACGUCUCACAGCCAGCAGACGACAGCGCCAUGGCAAUGCAGUCAUGUGGCCUUAGGCCCAACACACAGCGCCGCAGGAGGAGGAUCAUUGGUGGUGACAAGUCGCUAAGAGGGGACUGGCCGUGGCAGGUCUCUCUGUGGCUGAGGUCUCAGUCCAAGAGGAACCAUCCGCUUUGUGGAGCUACUCUCAUCAACUCCUGCUGGGUUGUCACUGCUGCUCAUUGCUUUAAGAGGUUUGGCAGUGAUCCCUCACGUUACGUUCUGCGGUUGGGAGACUACCACACGGAGGAGAGGGACGACUUUGAGCGCACUCUUUCGCCUGAGCGCAUCGUCAUCCACAAAAAGUACCACAGCCAGGGCUGGGAAUAUGAUAUUGCCUUGCUGAGGCUGAAGGGCACAGACGGGAAGUGUGUGUCCUUCAACCCUCACACCAGUGCUGUCUGCCUUCCUGCUCAGAGUGACAGGAGGGCCAAGAGACCUGCUGCUUGUGUCAUCACUGGCUGGGGAGUUACAGACUCAGAGUACUCUCGGACCCUGCUGCAGGCUUGGCUUCCAUUGCUGCCUUCCUGGAAGUGUAAGAAACGCUACGGCAGCCGCUUCACUGGCCGCAUGUUGUGUGCUGGCAGCCUGUCAAACCAUCGUCGUGUGGACAGUUGCCAGGGAGACAGUGGGGGCCCACUGGUGUGCCAAGGCCAGGGUGGACGCUGGACGCUAACCGGGGUCAUUUCCUGGGGUCAUGGCUGUGGUGACCCCAGCUAUCCUGGGGUAUACACCCGUGUCAGCAGGUUCCUAAAGUGGAUUGAGAAGGUCACCCUGGCUCCUGCUUAAGUCUGAAAUUACAAUGGUGCUAUGGCUCAUUCCUUGUUAAUAUACUAUAUUUAAAAUAUGUGAAGUCUGUAAAGAGGUGGCUAAACUGUAGAGAUGGGACAAUACCGCUUGUUCUUUUCCGAUAUCGAUAUUGAAACCUUAAGUAUCGGCCAUUUCCAAUACCAAUCUUGAUGUUAUAUUUUUUUCUUUAACUAUUACUACACUUUAAAAUGAGCUGUUUGGAAUUGAAGCACUUCUCUUAAGAUGAGCAUCAUGCCUAAACUACUCAAACACUCUGCUUACACCACAGGAGGAAAUGCACAUCUAACAACAUCACAUCACACAAUGUGAGUGUGUGCCAUUUCAGGCUAGAUUUGUUACAGUAUUUAACCGGAAUCACUCUUUUUUUCCUCUGAUAUUUAUUUCUGAUGAUAUUGGCCCAAUGAUACCUGGUUUCAUAUCAGUGCCAUCUCUAAUAAAUUAGGGUGCCCUGUGAGGAGAGCUGACCUCUUUUUGCACGUUCACCAGCUCAUAUACCAUUUUUACUUCUACUCGUUUGCGCUACAAAAGCCAUGAGGAAAGAGGCAAUGACAUAUCUCAAACACAUGACUGACAUUCUUGAGGUACAAGCAUACUGAAUGUGCAGAAUCCUUAAGGUUGAACUUGCCUUGAUUGACAAGACUGUAUAUACAGGCUGUAUAUAAAACCAUGUUGAACUACACUGCAUGCUAUAAUAGUGAAACACUUGCAGGUGUUUUUGAGUCUUUAAUUUGUUUUAUAUGAAACUCAGUAUUUGUGACAAAUGGGUUUCAUGUUUCUGUGUGAAGGGUGGUGUCUGCAUUAAGCAUUAAAAUUCACCUACAUUCCAGGGCAGCAAGAAUACUUUAUUAGUCGUCAGUAUAAUUAUUCAUAAUAAUCUCUUUUUAGAGAUGCAGUAAUGUUAAAUGUAAAUGUACAUAUCUGUCCAUAGAAAAACAUGUAUCUCCAAAAUGGUAACUUUACAGGAAAAGAUAAAAACGUUCUUAACAUUUAAUGCAAGAUAAUAUCUAGAGGUUUUAUUUCAGGUGAUUUUAGAGCAUUUCUAUUGAUUAAUUCAUCAUGAAAUUUCAAGGACAGCUGCUAUGUUCAAAUGAUGAAGCAAAAUAAAAAUUGACAAAAAUGGAGAUACAUGUUUUUUGGGACAGUGAUGAUGUAAAUGUACAUAUUAUUGUGGAACCCAAGUGAAGCUGUAGCAAAACAAAAUCUAAUGAAUGUAAAUUGUACAAGGUUGUUUAAUAAUGCUACAUCAUGAAAAAAAAUCAAUGUGUUUACAAUAUGACGACAUAUUUACCAGGUUUAAUAGAUUUUAAGGAGCUAAGCUCACAAAUUACUGUGUAGCGUGAUGGAACACCUGAAGACCAACCCCAGGAGUAACAAUGAGUAUCUUGCGCCCCACAUAAAACCACUCUUAAAUUACUCAAUCCUGAGGAAAAACUUCUUUGAAUGGGGUCCAUUUAAGACUUAAUGUCCAUCUGUGAAGACAGUGGAGUAAAGAGGAGAACAGUCAUUCAUUAAUAUUACACCAGAACUGUGCUGGAAAGCGCUUUGUACUGUAUUACAUUAUCAGUCUUUGUUGCAAUGCAGAACUGUUUUUGUUGCCUAAUAAUGACUUUGAAUUGUAUUAUUUAUUUAAGUGACAUGUCAGUAGUAACUAUACUAAAAUGUUAUUCAAACAUGAGACAUAAAUCAUG
Molecule: messenger RNA, 4414 nt
Organism: Colossoma macropomum (tambaqui)
Lineage: Eukaryota; Metazoa; Chordata; Actinopteri; Characiformes; Serrasalmidae
Product: neurotrypsin
Exons: 15
Coding region: 63-2705 (880 amino acids)
Biological process (GO): proteolysis
Cellular component (GO): membrane
Molecular function (GO): serine-type endopeptidase activity
Source: RefSeq, a predicted model, not a curated record